AUGUCCACCUGGAAAGUGGACGUAGGUCCCCUUUUGCGCUAUGAUACUGUCGAUGCUCAGGGUGUUUACCACGCCUUUGCUUUGAUUGUGACUGAGCAUGAUGCCAAUGAGCAAAUUCGCGCGCCGCCCAUGCUUCAGUACGUCGCUACCGCUGGCAACCAAAAUACGAGCCCCCCUAUGCAGGCGGAGGGUCUGAAGCUUUGGGUGUACAACGACGAGACGCGCAAGUCUCAUGUGUUCUGGCGUUUCAAAAUCGAGAUCCAUAUGAUGGAUGUGCCUCAAGUUGUGGCGUACACGGUGCUCAAUGCGACGGAGCUCCAUGAUUUCCAUGUGCCCGCUCACCAGGAAAACUUCCGCUGGGCUGGCUACUCAUGCAGUGGUUUCAGCUCCAGUGUGGACACAGAGGAAUACGGCGGUCCGGAUCCCUUGUGGAACGACUUGCUAUUGGAGCAUGUGAACAACAAACCGUUUCACAUUUUGAUGGGCGGUGGUGAUCAGGUAUAUAGUGACAAGAUCGCCAACCAGCCGGAGCUGAAGAAUCUGUUCGACCCAGACAAGAUCAAGCAAGGUGAAGACAACAGUGUGACAAUGGAAGCGGCCCUUGCUAUCGACCGCUUCUUUUUCCAGAACUACAAACAGUGCUUUGGCCAAGGUGCCUUUGCUCGGGCUGCCGCACGUAUCCCUAUGGUCAACAUGCUGGAUGACCAUGACUUGAUCGAUGGUUUCGGCACGUACCCUGACAGUCUAAUGGAGUCGUCGUUGUUCAACCGUAUUGGUUCGCGUGGCUACUUCUUCUACCUUCUUUUCCAGCAGUUUAUGAACGAUGAACUGGAUGGCAUCAGUAACGAAAACACGACCAACCCGAACCCAUCGCAGUUCAAGUCGCUGAUUAUCGGUGGCCCCGGUGCGUACAUUCCGUUCCCUGCACACAGCUUCCUGGUCUGGCUAGGUCCUAAGCAGCACAUGUUGCUUUUGGACUGUCGUGCGCAGCGUAAGCUCAAUCAGAUUUGCACACAGCAGACAUAUGACCGCUGCCGUGAAGCCAUGGAAGCUAUGCCGAAGUCUGUCAAGCACCUCAUUGUGCAGUUGGGUGUACCGAUCUCGUACCCACGCAUGGUCUUCCUGGAGAAGAUGCUGGCUAGCAAGUACAACCCGGUUGUGAACCUGGUGAAGGCGUGCAUGCCGGCAUUUACGAACAACUUCAAUGGUCAGGUCGAACUGCUGGACGAUUUGAACGACCAUUGGUGUGCGCAUGGACACAAGCACGAACGUAACCGCCUCGUGGAACAGACGCAAAAGUUCUCGCAGCAGAACAGGGUGCGUGUGUCGUUCAUUAGUGGUGAUGUGCAUGCAGGCGGCUGUGGCUACUUCUACUCAAGCUCGAACAUACGCCCUGAGAAUGACUACAAGUACAACUUGGCUCUCAUUACAAGUGCGAUUGUGAACGCCCCACCGCCGCCGGCUGUCAUUGCCAUACUCAACAAGCUGGCUGCGAAGCGUCAUCGCAGUCUGCAGUACGCACAUACACGCGAGGGUAUGAUCCCAAUGUUUGAAUAUGGCUUGGACGACGAGAAGUUGAAGCAAAAAUACAUCAUCGGUGCUCGCAACUGGUGUGCAGCGGAAUACAACGAGCAGAAGGACGAGAUUGUGUUUGAGCUGCGUGUCGAGAAGGCAAAGGGCUCAGGCCGCGUCAAGUCGUACUAUGUCACAGCACCUGCGCCGCUGUUCUAA
Messenger RNA from Malassezia pachydermatis, 1731 nucleotides. RefSeq lists its product as hypothetical. The record is from RefSeq and is a predicted model, not a curated record. Gene Ontology annotation, cellular component: membrane. Lineage: Eukaryota; Fungi; Basidiomycota; Malasseziomycetes; Malasseziales; Malasseziaceae. The transcript has 3 exons. The coding region runs from base 1 to 1731 and encodes 576 amino acids.